AUGGACCCUAGCGAACUAUCCGGAACAAAUAACAACAAUAUGACCCAAUCCUUGGCAGGAUUGGCUACCUCGGGACAACAAGCACAACAAUCCCAGUCUUUGCCACUCUUACCAACCACAUCGCAACAGCCAACACAAACACAACCAAUGACGACCAGUAGUUCGGAUCUCUUACUUUCUGAUGCACAUCGAUAUGCCGGUGAACUGGGUUCCACUCUCACAAAGAUGGAUAAAAACGAUCCGCUGCAGUAUGAUACGAGUCACACACUGACUGAUUCGUACAAAUCGGGGGUUACGACAACUGCUACACCAACAGCAAAUGGAAAUACAACCACAACAACAAGCGCAAACAUUUCGACCGAAGCAAAUGCAACAGCAGUCUCGGUGGCCAUAACCAGCAGUCAGAUUUUUCAAGCGGACAAUCAACUGCUGUACGGUUCAGCUGGAAUGACAUCUGCCAGUGAGGGUACGCAGUCAACCAAUACGGCAACCAACGAUUCUAUGCUCCUUGUGAUGGGAAACUCUGGAGCCUCGGUCUCAACCGAUUCGACAACAACAAUGAAUAUGUCUCGGGCAAAUCCGAUCACUUCCGAUAUUGACCUACGUUCGGUAGACGGUAUUUCCAUCAUGAGCGGUCGUAUGGACGAAGGGUCGAAUUAUGCGCUUGCUCCGAUUAACGGACGUUCAAACGGGAUGGCAUCGGACAUAGAGAUCUACUGUGGGUCCUGUAAACGAACGUUGGAACGUCGAGGAAACGAGAGCUAUUGCACUUUGCUCAAGAACCACUAUUUGGAAUGCUUUCUGGAUAAAGAAGGGGAUCAUGUGAAAUAUGUGAAAACCAAGGCCGCACUGGAACCGGGGCAAAUGUACUGGUGCAAAUCGUGCAUACUUAUCUUCGAAAAACCCUGGUCCUUAUUUCAACACAUGGCGGACAAAGCCAAAGGAAGUAAGGUACAAAGGUGGGAGAAGAAAAUCCAUCUGGACUGGAUGGACAGUGUUGCCGGACUCAUGGCAGGCUAUGACUUAGGUCUGUUCAGUCCUGCGAAGUUGCGCAUUGACCUGCGCAAUCUUCUGGCCGACCAUCACACCAUGGAGGAAGAAAUGGAAGCAGCCGCAGUCACAGCCGCAGCAAUGAUGCAGUGGCUCGCCCCACUGAGUAGUCCAUGGCGUUUGCAACAACGUGAGAUGAUGCGAAAAAUUGAACAACUGAAUCGACAAAUGCUACGCAAAGCUAGUCACGGUUUGAAUGCAGCGACCGGAGCCUAUCCGAUGCGAGCCGCACUAACCGCGGCUCCUGUGAAUCCGUCCGCAAGCAAUCCCAAUGUUACGCAUUCGCUUAACUAUGCAUCAAAUCACCAUCGUGCCUCGCAUACAAAUUCCAUACCAACUGUACCAUCCCCUGUGCGCAUUGUUGACGGUGGAAAGAUCUCGGAUGAAAACCCAUCCAGAUCAUCCCCUAGUCAGUACUCGAAAAGCGAUCCGUCACCCAGUUUAAUCACAGAACCAUCUGAAGUGGCUGCUCAAGAUACAAUCCAUGUGGGAUCUAUUACAAAUGUGGAUCAGGACACUGUCGGUCCUUUAGGGGAUCAGGAGACUACAGAAACCGGACCACCAGAUGACCCGUCCGGUUCAAACGAGACAGGAAGCAUUACUGGAGCAGCUGGGGACAAUGUGUUGGACGAUACAGAAUCAAAAGUGGCCAAAACAAUGAUCGAUCCGAUUGAUGCACCGAACGAGGGUUCCGAUUCCACAGAUUCAGUUCCAAUCCCGGUCGAUUCGAACAAUACAAACAGUGCAACUAGCACUUCAGCCCGUGGCGAUGAGGGUGGACGUCGUGUAAUUGACGUGAAACGUACCAAUCAAAAUACGUCCAGUUAUAAUCAUCCGGGUAUGAAAGCAUCGAACUCGACCGGGGGGAUCGGCAAAGGAUUGACGGAUUCGAUGCGUUAUCAGAUGCAUAUACGCGGAUCAAGAACACCCGGGUACGGUCACCCGUCGGGUACAUUUGGUAGCACACAUCGAGGCAUGCAUCGGGCAAAUCGUAUGAGCACGGGCAGUAGUUUACCACCCUCUCGAGCAGCGAACAGUUUCAAUCCGCCCAGUUUUCAUGCCAGUUUAGAUUUGAAUUGUGGAUUCACAGAUGACGAAGUGGAAGAACUCUUAUCGCAAGGUAUCAAACCGUGGGAUAGUGAGGCUGCGGCCGCACUGGCCGUACUUCGUGGUGAAAUGGAUCAUUUAUUGGAUUAG
This is a messenger RNA of Echinostoma caproni, 2247 nucleotides long. The record is from the annotation of a GenBank genome assembly. Lineage: Eukaryota; Metazoa; Platyhelminthes; Trematoda; Plagiorchiida; Echinostomatidae.